This is a messenger RNA of Prosopis cineraria, 1012 nucleotides long. Its product is annotated as UDP-N-acetylglucosamine transferase subunit ALG14-like. Lineage: Eukaryota; Viridiplantae; Streptophyta; Magnoliopsida; Fabales; Fabaceae. Gene Ontology annotation, cellular component: UDP-N-acetylglucosamine transferase complex. Gene Ontology annotation, biological process: dolichol-linked oligosaccharide biosynthetic process. The record is from RefSeq and is a predicted model, not a curated record.
UGUCCGUCACUUUUUAAUCUAAGCCGUUCAUUAAUUUUUUUUUAAACUAAAUUCUCCGAUCUUUAUCGUUGCCUUCCCCUGGUCAUUUCGGCACUCGCUCCGUCUGUUGUCGUUGUGCUGUCUUCCUCCGUCGGCCAUGAUCAUCGCAGAUCUGGAGGGAAGAUGUCAUUGUAGCAUUGAUUGAAUACCUGAAGUUUCUUACGAUGGAAAAAGACCUUGGAUGCAGUCUCUAAAAUGGUUUCCUUCAGUACCUUUUCAUGUACCAUUGUUGUUACCUUGAUCUUGAUUCGUAUCCUUUAUGUGAUAUUAUGGGGCAGUAGACCAUUAAGUCGAAGGGCUGCAAAGCCUCUUCGCACCCUGAUUCUUUUGGGGUCAGGUGGUCAUACAGCUGAGAUGCUUAAUCUCCUUGUGCUACAGAAAGAUAGGUUUACUCCAAGAUUCUAUAUUGCUGCAGCUACAGAUAAUAUGAGUCUUCAAAAAGCUCAGUUGCUGGAGAACAACCUUGCAGCUGAGAAUGGAACCAGGGUUCCCGAUAUUGCUCAAUUCAUGGAGAUAUAUCGGAGCAGGGAAGUUGGUCAAUCAUAUAUAACCUCAAUUUGGACCACUUUGAUUGCAAUGAUACAUGCAUUGUGGCUAAUGAUUAAAAUUAGGCCUCAAGUGAUUCUUUGCAAUGGACCUGGAACUUGCAUUCCAAUAUGUGCAAUUGCAUUCUCUUUUAAGGUAUUGGGGAUCCGGUGGUCAUCAGUUUUCUAUGUUGAGAGUAUUGCAAGAGUUAGAAGACUUUCCUUAAGUGGCCUGCUUUUGUACAAGUUCCGGAUGGCCGAUCAGCUUUUUGUUCAAUGGCCUCAGUUGCAAAGGGAAUAUCCACGAGCUACCUAUGUUGGUCGUUUGAUGUAGUUUAUUAGUUCCUGAUUCCGUAAAUCCGACAUUUUUGUUUUGUUUCUUCAAAUUACAUUGCAAUUAUGUGCCAAAAAAUUACAUUCCAAUUACAAUGAUAUAUGUUGUUUGAAUA